AGGAGUAAGACGUGGGAGGGACGGCGGGGGCACAGGUGACGUUCUCUGCCGUCAGCGUUCCAGGCACACAGAAUUUCAGGCACACAGCCGCAGUCGGCCACGCGCGCCUCCGGGAGCGAGGAUGCCGAGGCCGGUGGUCUUCUGUCAUCUGUCUACCUACAGCCUGGUUUGGGGUAUGGCAGCAGUGAUGCUGUGCACAGCACAAGUGGUGACCCAGGAUGAAAGAGAGCAGCUGAAUACGCCUGCUUCCUUAAGAUGCUCUCUGCAAACUACCUACGAAGUCCUGAUUGUGACAUGGCAGAAAAAGAAAGCUGUAAGCCCAGAAAACAUAGCCACCUUCAGCAACAGCUAUGGGGUGGUGGUCCAGCCUGCCUAUAAGGACAAGUUGAACAUUACCCAGCUGGGACUCCAAAACUCAACCAUCACCAUCUGGAAUACCACCCUGGAGGAUGAAGGGUGUUACAUGUGUCUCUUCAAUACCUUUGGUUAUGGGAAGAUCUCAGGAACAGCCUGCCUCACCCUCUAUGUACAGCCCACAGUAUCCCUUCACUACAAAUUCUCUGAAGACCACCUAAAUAUCACUUGCUCUGCCACUGCCCGCCCAGCCCCCGUGAUCUCCUGGAAGGUUCCUCGGUCAGGGAUUGAAAAUAGUACAGAGACUGUGUCUCACCCAAAUGGGACCACAUCUGUUACUAGCAUCCUCCAGGUCAAAGACCCUAAGAAUCAGGUGGGGAAGGAGGUGAUCUGCCAGGUGCUGCACCUGGGGACUGUGACCGACUUUAAACAAACCUUCAACAAAGGCUAUUGGUUUUCAGUUCCACUAUUGUUAAGCAUUGUUUCCCUGGUAAUUCUUCUGGUCCUAAUCUCAAUCUUAUUGUACUGGAAACGUCACCGGAAUCAGGACCGAGAACCCUAAAUGAGUCACACAUGACCCUGAAAGUGAUUCCCUGGUCUACUUGAAUUUGACACAAGAGGAAAGCAGGAGGAAAAGGGACCAUUCUCCAAAGGACCUGAAAGAGGAUAAGAGGUGGGAGCGAAAGCCUUAAGGGAUCCUGCCACUUUCUACUGCCAUCUGAGCUACUCAGUGUUUGAGUUCCAAGAGGAAGUCAUUUUACCUCUCCAGUCUGUUGUAGGACUUGAUUUUGUAAAGCAGUGCCAUGUUAUGUGGUUGAAAGGGCACUGCACUUAAUAUCAGGAGCGCUGAGCUCAUAGACUGACUUGGGCUCCUACUGGUGGGGACCUCUGUUAGUCACUUUACCUCAUCCGAAGUAUAAAGGUGUUGGACCAGAUAAUUUACUGUGUAGCUCUAAAACUUAACUUAAAACAUAAUUGCAGAAAGAAAAAAAAAAGAAUAAGCAAAGGAGGAAGAAGUGAAAGAGAGAAGAAAGAAUACAGAAAGGUCCAAAGAACUUUUCUGAGAUUAUCUUUUGCCUUUCUGUUGAGGUUACAUCUCUUCUUCCCUUGUUCUUGGUCUGUGAGGCUGUUUUCCCUUAUUUGGUUUCAUUUAGGAGGCAAAUUAUGAGCAUACCUUCCCCUUGUUCUAAACAUACUGUUCCAGCUCUUUUAUUGAAUCUAGUUCACUUCCUGCUUACUGUUUUGCUAAUAGCUGACUUUGCUAGAAUCCUUGGUUUCACUGCUAUUCUUCAUGUGCUUCUCUGAAAUUUACUCCAACAAAUAUAGGACUGAAUUUAUUGUGGAAUAAUAUUGGCAAUCUUAACUUACUCAUUUAACUUAUCUAUUUUUAUAGCAAGAUAAAUAUUGUUAGUCUUAGACAAUAGCUCACAUUUUUUGAGAAGCAUGCUUUCCCUUUCCAUUUAUCGUAUAACAUGACCCAGCCCUACUGUAGGUCAUUCAAAAGUCAGCCUCGCAUAAUGAAAAUAUAUUAUGAAAACAGAUGUUGAGAUUUCCUGUACAGCAGUCAGCCAGUUCAUAUGCUUUGCCUCUGCUGGCUUCUUUUACCGUGAAUUAACUUUUCACAAUAGCAGCAGAGGCAAAUAUGGACAUACAUUUCCUUUGUUCUAAAGAUACUGUUCCAGCUCUUGGAAUAAUAUUGAAUCUAAAAACCGUACGACCAAAUUAGUUGCUUUUUCAGUAUGUUUUGCUUCAUCUGUGUCUAUCCUAGGAAUUAAAGUGUAAGUUGUUUUCACUGUUGAACUGGAUAUUUAUAUAUUUAGCCAGAUUUUCAUGUGUUAUUUAAUUCUGUAUUGUUUCUUAUAUUUGUAGUAAAAUAUUGAACAAUUAAAAGUGUUGACUCCAA
Messenger RNA from Saimiri boliviensis boliviensis (Bolivian squirrel monkey), 2257 nucleotides. The record is from RefSeq and is a predicted model, not a curated record. NCBI's taxonomy places the organism in Eukaryota, Metazoa, Chordata, Mammalia, Primates, Cebidae.